This is a messenger RNA of Hyaloscypha bicolor E, 822 nucleotides long. RefSeq lists its product as uncharacterized. NCBI's taxonomy places the organism in Eukaryota, Fungi, Ascomycota, Leotiomycetes, Helotiales, Hyaloscyphaceae. The transcript has 3 exons. The record is from RefSeq and is a predicted model, not a curated record. Bases 1 to 822 code for a protein of 273 amino acids.
AUGCGCAAGGCUCUGCUCUUUAUCCCCUUGCUUAUCAGCGCAGCCUCAUCCGGCUGGUUCAAUGAUAUUUUCAAAGGCCUCUUUAAUUCCGACAAACCAACGGUCAAAAGACUCGUCAACGCCCUUCCCAGAGCCCUCCUCCACGAACUCGAAAACGAUAAACAACAAGCCGGCCAAUUCAUCUGCGAGAUCCUAGCCGGCAACAUCCCUGGCGCUUUCGAAAACCUCGUCGCGGACCUCACCUCCGACGUGGUGGAUGAUAUUCAAGAAGGUGUCGACGACAUCACCUCCUUCGUCAAAGCGCUCCCCACACUAGCCCCCGAAAUACUUGACUACAUAAUCUCCGACGGCAAAGACGUCGUCUCCGUCGUCGAGGAACUAUUUAUCGAUCCUGAAGGCGUAAUAACGCUCAUCGAAAACGGCGGCAAAACCGUUAUCUCCGACAUCGAGUCGGUAGCUACCAGUCUCUGGCAUGGAUUUACCUGUCUUUUUAAACCGAAGAAGGAUUGCAGCACCAGUGCAGCCGAUUCUGCUGCUACGCUUUCUAACUCGUGUGGUGUGAUUAUGGCGGCGGCGACGACGACGUGGAGUCCGGCUGCGAGUAGCAGUACGUACACUCCUGCUCAGCCUACAGCUGCGGCAUCGAGUUCUAUGGCGGUGCAGAUGAGUACGACGGAGCAGGCUGCGCAGAGCACUAGAUACACAUAUACACAGGAAGUCGAGCCUGCAGCGACGACAAGUUUGGUUGCGGCGCAGGCUACGGCUGAGUUUGUUAAGUUGAGGGACCUCCGGAUGGGCUCCGGUAAGAUUGAUAGCCGUUAA